Molecule: messenger RNA, 2915 nt
Organism: Orbicella faveolata
Lineage: Eukaryota; Metazoa; Cnidaria; Anthozoa; Scleractinia; Merulinidae
Product: beta-2 adrenergic receptor-like
Biological process (GO): G protein-coupled receptor signaling pathway
Cellular component (GO): membrane
Molecular function (GO): G protein-coupled receptor activity
Source: RefSeq, a predicted model, not a curated record
CGUCAGAGAAGUAAUUUCAACUUCCUUGUGCGUAAUAGUUCUAUACAUGUGGAAGUUAUCCGCUUCGUUUCGUGAAUUUUCUCUGAGCUAAAAAUACAUAUAUCAUAUGGUUUAUAAUAACUUGACGUAGGAUCUGUAUUGAACUGCUAACGGGUUCUUCCGAGAUAUUUCACAACGGUGAAGUUGGCACAACCGAACGCAGCAAGGUCUCUACAACAUCUGGGCCUUAAGAAAGAUUACCAUAAACGAAUUUCAGUUUGUACAACUAAUUCUUGGGGAAACUAUCUCGUCGUUGUUGACAAGGAACUCAGUGUUCACAAUGGAAGCGAACGUGUCUCAGCCCAACGAAUCCCGAGCGGUUUUUCCCAACACUCUGAUGAACCGUUCGAUGGGUCAAGUGCUUGCAGAUGUUGGACCUCUCUUCCUCAUAAACCUAACAGCUCUGUUUGGAAAUACGCUGCUCUGCAUCGCUUUCUUAAAGAACAACCACCUAAGAUCGGUAACAAACAUGUUUGUUUUAACGCUGGCCGUCAGUGAUAUUAUCAUGUCGCUUACCUGUAUGCCACUAUCAGAAGGAUCUCUCAUUGCCGGAGAAUGGAUCUUUGGAGAUCUUCUUUGCCACAUUCAAGGAUUUCUCGCCCACUUUUUGGCGUUUCUUUCGCUUCAAAUGAUGGCAAUCACUGCUGUAAAUCGAUACUUUCGAGUCAUAAAACCAGAUUUGUACAAAAAGAUCUUCACCCCUGGCUACACAACUUUGAUAAUACUCUCCGCAAGUUUGCUGUCCGUCGGGAUUUUGGGAAGCAUAACGUUCGCGCAGCAUGGGAACUUGUUCGUGUUCCACCCUGGUAAGACAAUCUGCGUCAAUUUGUAUCGUAGCUUAAUAAGCACCCAAAUAUACACCAUCUUCUCCAGCGUUACGUUCGUCUUUCUACCUGCCAUAGUGAUCGUAUGGUGUUAUACCAAGGUCUUUAGAUCCAUCAGAAGGCACUCUCGACGAUUGGCCGCCAGAAAGAUGUCCCGUGUAUCUAUUAACAGCAUAAAUCCAGCACAGAUUGUUGUCACUCGCACUGUGUUUGCAAUCGUCUCAGCAUUUUUUAUUUGCUGGAUUCCUUGCAUUGUUAUUGAUUUGGUGGACAUCACGAGAGAUGAAUGGUUCGACCGCCGAGUGUACCUGGCGUACACUUAUUUUGCCUACACCUCCAGCGCCAUAAACCCCAUCAUUUACGGCAUCAUGAACAGGUCGUUCCGAGUGGAAUACCUAAAGCUCCUAAGAUGUCGCUGAAAACGGGAGAUUGAACUCGCUGAUUUUUCUUAUUAUCUGAUCCAGGCUUUGAAAUGAAAAUAGAUUUGUUAACAAAUUGCCCUGCUUCGCUGGAAUCGAUGUUUUUACCUUGGCUAUGGACAGUGUUAGCCUACACGGCUGCGGACAUGAAUUCAUCACCAAAUUAAGUCCACGUUUUUCUUGUUAGGAUAGCUAGAUGUUUAAGGAUUCAAACAUAUACUAACUCAGACAGAAAAUUACAUGUAGCUAUAACAGAAGAUAUUUCUUUUUCAUCCAAGCUAUUUAUGCGUAACAUUUUAAAUAAUUAUUUUAACUUGACAAAGGCUACUGUAAAGCCAAGAAAAUGUUAUACUUAUGAGAUGGACAGGCUAAAUAAUUAAUCUUAAUCUGAAUUUGUGACUGAAUUUAAAAAACGCAUAUGGUCAAAAAAAAAGGUUCGUUCUCGAGCUUAAACGGAUGUAAUAUUUGGCCGGCGUAGUAAUAAAAAGGACCAAUUAAAGUAUGUUGAUAUUGUUAGUCCAACUCGAAACAAUCAUCAACAAGUAAAAGCAAACAUAUCAUUAAAACAUUUCUCUCAAUUUCUCUUAAAAAGACUCAGUUAGCCGCUUUCAUUGUAUCAUUAUAUUUAGCCUUUGCUACCAAAGAAUUUUUGAAUUCUACUCUUUGGAUCGAUGCAACUAAGGAUCAGGCCGGUUACUUCAGCAGGCAACGACAAAAUAAAUUGGUUCGUUAUGAGCAGCGAGUUACGAUGCUAAUACAACUUGUAUUCCACUGACAGGUUUGCGUGCACCUGGCAUUUGACAGUUUUAAUUGAGGCCGUUUUGCUAGCAUUACUAGUGAAGGUCCUUAAAUGUGAAUUUAAACUAGGAUCUGUACAGCCGGCAUACAACGCCGUUCAUGAUAGAAUCCGGCCAAAAUAUCAAGGAUAUUCUCCCCACAUACAUGUAUUGUUCUGGAUUAAUUUUCCUCGUUUUAAGCAUACAUUAGUAGAUAAAGUAUAUCGCUUAACCAAACCUGAAAACCUCAGCAAACAUUGGAAACUGGAGCAGCGUUAACUUGAAGGCCUUAGCCGGAAUAUAGAACGCGAUUAAGUUUUUCCGGGCUAAGCAGAAAUAGGUAUAAGUUAUUUUUCUUUUUUAUGAAUAAAGAUUUGUAUUUAAAAGUCCUCUUUCUUGAGCGGAAAUCACUCAGAAAGAAAAGGCCUAAAAACACUCUCGUUGCCAAUUCGCUCCAGCUUGUUGUCUUAAAAGCCUUUUUCUUUUUUUUAUCAGAGCAUCUUUGUGUAUAUUUGACAUGAUAGGCAUCCAAUAUUACACACGUAUCUUAAUGUUGUAUCACUUUGACACAGUUGUACACCUGCCCUGUGCGUGACAAAAAUACGUUCGCCGAACAAACAGCUCUCAGCUUUUAAACAACUCUACUUGACUGAAUUGAAACUUUCAUGUUGUGGUUUCGUGACCUUACACCAUAAACCUCUCUUUGAAUAACACGCAAACAUGAAGGAGCACUUUCUAAAUGGCAAAAGUGUUAUAGAGUACUGAUCCUUUCAAUGCAAUGCUGUUAAUACGUACUUUUUGUCAUUCAUCUUUAGACUAUCAUACCUGAUGCACUUAACAAUCAAUGUAUGUUAAUA